Molecule: messenger RNA, 810 nt
Organism: Staurois parvus
Lineage: Eukaryota; Metazoa; Chordata; Amphibia; Anura; Ranidae
Source: the annotation of a GenBank genome assembly
AUGUUGAACCCUACCAACGGUGAUCAGAGCCACAUGGUGAACUAUGUAGAGGAUUACCUGGAUUCCAUCGAGUCCCUGCCCUUCGAUCUACAAAGAAAUGUCUCUCUGAUGAGGGAGAUCGAUGCCAAAUACCAAGAGAUCCUGAAGGAACUGGAUGACUAUUAUGAAAAGUUCAGACGUGAAUCCGAUGCAAUACAAAAGAGACGCCUUUUGCAGUUCAUCCAGAGAGCUCUUAUUCGGAGUCAAGAGCUGGGUGAUGACAAGAUCCAAAUAGUAAGCCAGAUGGUGGAGUUGGUUGAAAACAGAACAAAGCAAGUAGACAGUCAUGUAGAACUGUUUGAAACAUGCCAAGAUUUAAACGACAGUACAAGUAAUAGCAGCAAAAACAACCAGACUGAAAAAUCCAGCAAUAAGAGAUCGAGAAGGCAGAGGAACAAUGAGAAUCGAGAAAAUUCAACUAUUAAUCAUGACCAUGAUGACCUUACUACAGGAACCCCCAAAGAGAAGAAGCCAAAAACAUCAAAGAAGAAAAAGCGAUCCAAAGCUAAGGCUGAGAGAGAAGCCUCUCCCGCAGAUCUUCCUAUAGACCCCAAUGAGCCCACCUAUUGCCUAUGUAAUCAAGUGUCCUAUGGGGAAAUGAUUGGAUGUGAUAACGAGGAAUGCCCAAUAGAGUGGUUUCACUUUUCUUGUGUGGGACUCAAUCAUAAACCAAAAGGUAAAUGGUACUGUCCCGAAUGCAGAGGUGAAAAUGAGAAAACCAUGGGUAAAGCACUUGAGAAAUCUAAAAAAGAGAGAGCAUACAAUAGGUAG